This is a messenger RNA of Tripterygium wilfordii, 2565 nucleotides long. RefSeq names its product polyadenylate-binding protein-interacting protein 7-like. NCBI's taxonomy places the organism in Eukaryota, Viridiplantae, Streptophyta, Magnoliopsida, Celastrales, Celastraceae. Bases 454 to 2202 code for a protein of 582 amino acids. The transcript is spliced from 6 exons. The record is from RefSeq and is a predicted model, not a curated record.
CCAGAUAGAUAGAUAGGCAGAGAAAGUAAGAGAGAGAAGAAGGUGAGGGGGCUAGCUCAAAUCGAGUGGCGAAGGGUUGGGUUUCUUGUUUGUAUGUUUUUUGUGGUGGUGAUGCUACUGCUACUGCUGUUCGUAUAGCUGAGAGUUUCGGAGAGAGAAAAGAAGCAGAGAAGAGAAAAGGAUAGACCUGAUAAGCUCAAGCUAAGAUAGAACCAGUAAUUCACUGCACAAACCGGAAACCCCAACGACGAACCUCGAAAUCCGAAGCGUAAGAGGCAGAAGGCAAAAGUUGUUUCACUACUCUCUUCUCACGAUCUUGUCUUAAGUUCGGAUAUGGAUCCGUUCGAUUUGGUUCGAAAAGGUUUUGGGUGAAGCAUACUGGAAUUCAGAUUAUUCUCUUUCUCAAGAGCUUUUUAUGCAUGUAGAAUCUUUUUGUCACCAUUUAUUUAAAGAAUGAGCUUAUACAAGAAAGGGACGCCAGCAAAUGAAGCAAUUGAUACAAAGAUAAGUGCACCAAACAAGGCAACAAGCUUGAAUCCAAAUGCUGUAGAGUUCGUUCCUUUUUCCCUCAGGUCGCCGACUGCUCCGCCUGGAAGCACCAGCACCACAGAUGCUACUGCUGGGUUUGCUGCUACUGGAAGUAUAGGGAAAUCAGUGCUUGAUAGAUCAGGAUCAUCUGUUUCAAACAACUCUGAUGAAGAGGCCCGUCAAUACUGGCGUUGCCAGCUCCCUGAUGACAUUACGCCUGAUUUUAAAGUAAUGAGUGAGGAUGAAUCUCAAGGUCUUGGGGGCCUUUCUUUGGCGGGCUUAUCGUUGCAUGAUGGCAAUGAAGCUUCAAGGUUUCCAAUCUCUACAGGCAGUGGAUAUGUGUUGAAUGGGCCACCGGAAUUGUCCCCACGUGUUAAUGGUAAUAUUUUUGGCGAAAAGAUGAAAUAUUCAGCUGCAUCCUAUGUGGAAGAUCCAAGCCUGGCAAGCUUUUUGCAGCUGCCAGGUAAGCCUUGGGACAAGCAAAUUGUGAACAGCGAUCAGCUCCUUGGAAAUGGUAGAGAUGUGCAUCCUUACAACGAGAGUUCUAGACAUGGGUUUAUGAAUGAAAUGUUAACUGAGCAUGGAAUGGUAGAUGAUACUGACAUGAACCCCUUGGAGUUCUUGGCUGCACAAUUCCCUAGAUUUGCUGCUGAAAGCCUUGCAGAAGUCUACUUUGCAAAUGGAUGUGACUUCAACUCGACUGUUGAGAUGCUCACUCAACUUGAGCUUCAAGUUGAUGGUGGUUUCAGUCAGAAUAUUAACUCAAAGGCCUUGUCAGCACCCAAUCUCAGUCCGAUGGAUUUUCCUGCGUUUACUCCUGAUGCUCAGAAUGGUCCUCCUAAGUAUGCCGGAGAUGAUCUUCACCAAAACAGCAAUCCAUAUAGAUAUUUGGACAAGGAAAACAUGCUUCCAUUCAAGUCGAACUCCUCCAUUCCGAGUAGGGGUGCAGUAGAUUUUGCUUCAGCUGUCAGGAAAUUGGCGUUGCAAGAUUCUAUAUGGAAAUAUGAAGGGAAUGGUGCGGUUAAUUCUACUGUUGGCUCGAGCAUAAGUUCUAAUGUUUCUGCAAGUGCUCACAGUACUAGUGGGCAGGGGAGAGGUAUUUAUGCUGAUAGGCUGCAAAUUUGUGGUUCAGCUCAAGUGCCUUCAGUGUGGCUUGAAACUGGGGACACAGUGGCAAAUUUAUAUUCUGAAUUGCGGGAAGAAGCUCGUGACCAUGCACGUUUACGCAAUGCAUAUUUUGAACAGGCUCGGCAAGCAUACCUCAUUGGCAACAAGGCCCUAGCAAAGGAACUGAGCUCAAAAGGACAGUUGCACAAUGCUCAUAUGAAGGAAGCUCAUGGAAAAGCUCAGGAAUCAAUUUAUCGUCAGAGGAACCCUGUUGGCCCAGAGAUGCAAGGUAAUGGGAGAGGGCAUGAGCAGAUUAUAGACCUGCAUGGGCUGCAUGUAAGUGAAGCGAUACAUGUCCUAAAGCAUGAACUGAGUGUGCUGCGGAGCACAGCUCGUGCAGCAGAUAAGUGUUUACAGGUUUAUAUAUGUGUUGGGACUGGCCACCACACUAGGGGAUCCCGCACACCAGCAAGACUUCCCAUUGCUGUACAGCGUUAUCUGCUUGAAGAAGAGUGCCUUGACUACUCUGAACCACAGCCAGGGCUGCUUCGUGUUGUGGUAUAUUGAGGCAGAGGAAAAGAUGGGAGGUACUGUCAUCAAAAUCAUUCUUGUAUCUGUUUACAUGGAAGAGGUGGAAGAGAAAUAGGUUUAAAUCUUAAAAUUGGGGGGAAAAAAUGGAAAAAAAAAAAAAAAAAAAAAGGGAAAGCGGAGGGAAAGGAGAUGGAAGGGUAACUGGGUUACAGCAGCAUUACAUUUUGAUAGCCAUCAGGGACUGUACAUCAGCAAAAUCUUUUGCACCUUUUUCCAUUUUGUACCUUAAUUUUCAUUUCUUUUUACUUUUUUUUUUUUCCUUUCUUUUCAUUCAGAUGUAACAGAUAGAAUCCAAUUACAUGAGUAUAAUUCAUCAGGUUCAACUCUUGCAUGAAAAAA